CGGCAGGCAUUUAAGGGGUGUGGUAAAAGAUAGGAUUUUGGCCCGACAUGGGCUUUGGAUCCACUAUUCCAAGUUCGUUUCAGCUGAAAAGGAUCACUCUGGUCAGUGGUUAAGAAACAAAGCAACGACGAUGGUUGUAGCUUCAUCACUGUCAAUGAGCUUGGUUUCAACAGCAGCAGCAGCUUCUUCUGCAUCAAUAGCCAAAAGGGUCCCCGUCUCUUCCUUAACUUCAUCAGCAGGCAACGAGCCAUCCGUCAGUUUCUCGUCGGAGCCGUCCUUCCAUGGAGAAGCUAUCACUGAAUUUGGGAAUUGCUUGCGGUUUUUGCAAGGCAAGUUGAAGAGACGACAACUGGUUUUGGGGCUGGGAGGAGCACUCACCACAAGUACUCUAAUCCCACUAAACUCUGCUUCUGGUGAAGAGAUGAUGAAGAAGUAUCAGAGUUAUGUGGACCUUGAAGAUGGGUAUUCCUACAUCUACCCAUCAGAUUGGAGAGUGAGUCCUAAUGCUAGCAAUCUUCCCCUUUCUGUUGUUGCAUUGGAUAUUCACUGUGUUUUGAUGGUGGUGAGGGCGAGGUUCAUGCCGACGAAGAAGAAGGAUAUCCAUGAACUGGGUCCAAAGGAGCAGGUCAUAUCCGAUUUGAUCAGCCAUGUUUAUGCUGCUCCAACUCAAAAACCCAACAUUUACUCCAUGCAAGAGAAAAGCGUGGAUGGGAAAAAUUACUACACGUUUGAGUAUGAGCUCACGUCUCCUAAUUACUCCAGCGUCUCCUUGGCCACCAUUGCUAUUGGCAACGGGAGGUAUUAUUACACGCUGAUCGUAGGAGCAAACGAGAGACGGUGGAAAAGGGUUCGCAAUCAGCUCAAAGUUGUUGCCGACUCUUUCAAGUUGCUCGACAUUUGAUGAUUCCUUACUGUAAUCCAGUUACAGGGCUCCUAGAUCUAUCGCCAAGGCAUACUCCCAUUGCAUCAUCAUGUCAAUUACCAUCAACCAAUGUUACAGUAGUUGAGGAAUGUUGAAAAAGCUAUAGAAUUAUCAACGUGGUUAUUUACAGAAAAAAGAUUACAACAAAUGCCCCUUCCUCCUCCUUCCCUCCUCCUUAAUUUACCCCUUCCAGUAUGGUAAAAGAAUAUACAGUGGCCCGAUAACUCUGCUGCAGUGCUCCAUAAACCGAUUACAUUCAAGAAGACCAUAAAAGAUUUCGAAAUCUAACCAACGAGAAAACCCAAACACACAUCACUAGAAAUAGAUUUACACUACUCUCCCUUUCUUCUAGUCCAUUUCCCGCGCGCGACGUGAUAAUCAACAAAUCAAAACAUAUAUAUUACCAUGGAGGCAAGAAACCAUUGGUCCAUCAACCUACUAACACCACUCCAUGCCUCCACAAAGAAUUAUCUUCAUCCAGCCACACCCUGAGCAGACCUGACCAACCAUCACCUUCAAACAUCAAAAUCACCAGCCUUCCUAAAUCCUAAAGUCUUAACAACUCAAAAGCUUCCCUCACCCACUGCACAACCUCCCAUUUCUCUCGAUUAACAUUGUUGUAAGCCUUCUUCGUAUCAUCAUACACAUGUCUGUCCACUCUGGAUACAGCUGCCAUCUUAUCGACACUCCAACAAAUAUAGCUCCUGUAGUAGCAUAUUCCUUUAUACUUGUAACCAGACGAGAGGCCAGCUGCUUGUAUAACCAAAAAUCAAGAUUCAGACAUACUGAUGGAUAAAGCCAAACCCUAAAUAAGACGAUGCUGGCGCAAGCCUUUGCCAAAGUGAGGCUGCAUCAAUCUGACAUACAACCCGUUCUUUGCCAUCAAGGCAUCAUGGCUCCCCUCUUCCACAAUCCGUCCUCCAUUUAGAACCACAAUAUUGUCCACAUGUCUCAUCAUUGCAGCUCUAUGAGCAAUCAAGAUGGUCGUCUUGUUUCCCAUUAUCAGUGUAUCUAGUGCCUCUUGCACCACCCGACUGGAUUCUGAUUCUAUGGAAGAACUAGCUUCGUCGAGUAGCAAAAUCGGUGCAUUCUUGAGCACCACCCGAGCAAUAGCUAUCCUUUGCUUCUGCCCUGGCGUUAGAUCCACACCGCGCAUUCCCACGUGAGUGUCAUAACCAUGAGGUAGGCUGCUGAUGAAAUGGUGAGCGUUAGCUAUUCGUGCGGCUUCCUUCAUCUCAGCUUCACUAGCAUUGUGCCUAGCGUAGAUGAUAUUUUCCCUAAUUGUUGUUGAGAAGAUGAUCGGUUCCUGCUGAACAAGACCCAUGUGACUCCUCAACCAUCUGAGGUUAUAAAGUUUCAAAUCUCGACCGUCCAGCGUAAUCUGACCAGCAACUGGAUCAUAGAAUCUCUCAAUCAGAGAGAUGAUGGUGCUCUUUCCCGACCCUGAUACUCCUACUACUGCUACCGUUUGACCCCCAUUGACUUUCAGACUGAAAUUGCUUAAUACCAACAGCUCUGGACGGGUUGGAUAACAGAAAUCAACAUUCUUCAACUCAAUGCUACCGAAGACAUUCGGAGGUUUUAGUGCCAAAUUCUCGUCAGGCUCAAUCUUGGGCACCCUGUCUAUAAUCUCGAACACUGAGAUGAGAGACUUUCGGCGCUUGAGUAUGUAAG
Molecule: messenger RNA, 2596 nt
Organism: Linum tenue
Lineage: Eukaryota; Viridiplantae; Streptophyta; Magnoliopsida; Malpighiales; Linaceae
Source: the annotation of a GenBank genome assembly